GUGUGCGGCACAUGUGUCCAGAUGUUGCGUGGCUGUGGCUGACCCGCAGAACACGACGUCAGACCAAACGUGCGCUCAGCAGCGCAGGAUCCAGCUCAGCACAGCUCCACUCCCUCCUGUGUUUCCACUCGCAACUCCCAGCCGCCUCCAACUUCAUCCUUUUCGCCUUUCCCCCCGAUCUCUGUCUUCAAGGCGUCAUCAACUCAUUUUCUGCUUUUGAUUUAUUCCUUUUUUUUUUUUUUUAUUAUUUUUUUUUUUUACCGCGUCCUUGAGUCACUAUCCAGGAGCGCAGACUCGGUGGAGGAUCAAUGGAGGCGCGCGCGUCGUCUCAUCCUCACCUUCUCUAAGGUGUUUUCUUUCCCCCCCCUUUUUUUAUUAUUAUUAUUUUUUUGGUUCAUUUUGGCGCAUCAAUCACCUGGAUCGUCGUCGGCUGGAGGAUGAUGACAAGCAGGUAGUAAAAAAAAAAAAAAAAAUCCAGCCUACAAUAACACCAGCAGGAGAAGCAGCAGCAGGCCUAUAGAGACUGGAUAUGGAGUCCAUGAAGACCAAGGCCACGGCGGGAAUGAAGGAUCUGGCGGGAAAGACCUUGGGUCAGUUGCACAGGGUGAUGGAGAAGAGGCAGAAGGGCGGGGAAGUCAUCGAGCUGACCGAGGACGGGCGUCCCCGGGAGGCCGCGGAGAGGAAGCCGCCGCUGUGCGACUGCAAGUGCUUCGGCCUGCCGCGCCGCUACAUCAUCGCCAUCAUGAGCGGCCUGGGCUUCUGCAUCUCCUUCGGCAUCAGGUGUAACCUGGGCGUGGCCAUCGUGGGCAUGGUUAACAACAGCACCGUCCACCAGAACGGGAAGAUCAUCAUCAAGGAGAAAGCCAAGUUCAACUGGGAUCCAGAGACGGUGGGGAUGAUUCAUGGCUCCUUUUUCUGGGGUUACAUUGUGACUCAAAUCCCAGGAGGAUACAUCUCCUCCAGGCUGGCUGCAAACAGGGUGUUUGGUGCAGCCAUCGUCCUGACCUCAACACUCAACAUGUUCAUUCCCUCGGCUGCCCGAGUCCAUUACGGCUGUGUGAUAUUCGUUAGGAUAUUACAAGGGCUGGUGGAGGGAGUCACCUACCCAGCCUGUCAUGGCAUCUGGAGUAAAUGGGCUCCUCCACUUGAAAGGAGUCGUCUGGCCACCAUCUCCUUCUGUGGUUCUUAUGCCGGUGCUGUGAUUGCAAUGCCUAUGGCUGGGAUCCUGGUUCAGUAUACUGGCUGGUCUUCUGUGUUUUACGUCUAUGGAUGUGUCGGCAUCUUUUGGUACAUGUUCUGGAUAUUGGUGUCCUAUGAGAGCCCAGCUGAACACCCUACCAUCACUCACGAGGAGCGCUGCUACAUUGAAGAAAGCAUUGGGGAGAGUGCCAAUCUAAUGGGUCCUGCUGAGAAAUACAAGACACCCUGGAAAAAGUUCUUCACUUCGAUGCCCGUCUAUGCAAUAAUCGUGGCCAACUUCUGCAGGAGCUGGACAUUUUACCUGCUACUCAUCAGCCAGCCUGCCUACUUUGAAGAAGUGUUUGGCUUUGAGAUCAGCAAGGUUGGCAUCGUGUCUGCACUGCCCCAUCUGGUGAUGACCAUCAUCGUGCCUUUUGGCGGCCAGCUGGCGGACUACCUGCGCAGCAAUAACAUCCUGUCAACAACAACAGUCAGAAAAAUCAUGAACUGUGGAGGAUUUGGCAUGGAGGCUACGCUGCUGCUGGUGGUCGGAUACUCCCACAGCAAAGGGGUGGCCAUAUCCUUUCUGGUCCUGGCUGUGGGCUUCAGUGGAUUUGCUAUAUCAGGCUUUAAUGUCAACCAUCUGGAUAUCGCCCCGCGCUAUGCCAGUAUCCUCAUGGGCAUUUCCAAUGGCGUGGGUACCCUCUCUGGCAUGGUGUGUCCUCUGAUUGUUGGUGCUAUGACGAAAAACAAGACGCGAGAAGAGUGGCAGUACGUGUUCCUAAUCGCCUCCAUGGUGCACUACGGGGGUGUGGUAUUCUACGGCAUCUUCGCAUCGGGGGAGAAACAGCCGUGGGCCGACCCCGAGCUGACCAGUGAGGAGAAGUGUGGCUUCAUCGACGAGGACGAGCUGGCAGAGGAGACGGGCGACAUCACACAGAGUUACGUCGCUCAGGGAGGGCCCGCCAAGUCCUACGGCGCUACCACGCAGGUCAACGGAGGCUGGGCCGCCAGCUGGGAGAAGACGGAGGAGUACGUGCAGGAGGAGUCCCAGGGAGGAGGCUACGGAUACAGGCAGGAGGAGGGAUACUCGUAGACCAAACACACACACACCGAUACAUGUGUAGACUUCUUGAGCGUGCGUCGAUAUAGUCCAAUAUAAUAUCAUCGAAAUAGAAAUGUAAAAAAAAAAGAAAAAUCGCAAUCUAUUGUUGUAAUUGCACAAGAAGUAUAAUGUAUGAAAAAAAACAAAAAUAGCCCAUUUGAUUAAAAAGAUGUGAGGCACAUCAAAUUGGCAGUAAAUGUAUUAUUAUGCAUAUGGAUAAUAGAUAUAAUUAUUUGGAGUGAAAUUGUCUUUUAAUGUGAAAAUCCUCAUCAGCAAAGGCUUCCCAAAGAACGGGUGAAGCCUGUGUAGGGUCCCCAUCCUUAGUCACAUGACCUGCCACCGGUUAGAGUACAUAAAGCUGCCACUCAGACAUCAGCGUCUAUAAACGUACCACCGCACAGCAUCGUAAGCCGUUGACCGAUUGUACCGUAUCGCUCCUAAAAGCACACUUUUUUUGCGGGGUUCCUCACUGGCCAUUUUGAAUUAAGGUGUCUCUUUCUGUCAGAUAUCAGCGCUGUAGUGCAAGAGUUGUUUAUGUUACUGCAUUAAAUACUGAGCACAUCUGGAAUUAUGAAACGAAUGAGAUAAUCAUGUGUUUACAGCAUUUUAUUGUCCAAAAUAAUUGGUGUGAUUAAAAAAAAAAAAAAAAAAAAAGGAACAUUGAAGAGACGAAAUUAGCCAAAUCGUAUAACAGUAUCAAUAUAUUAGCGCAGCACAAUUAUAUGGAAAUAGAGAAUGCACAUAACUUAAAGCACAUUUGUUAAUAUAAAUAUGUUACUAUAUUACCAGAGGAUGCAGCAAAUGGAUUAUAUAUACAGUGGUACCUUGUUUUUUUUUUAGUAACCAGUUUCAAAAAGGUAUAACAAAAAUGUAUUCCACUAAAAACAGAAACAGUUUUUGUCAUAAGAAAUAAUGUCAAUCUAAUUACUCCGUUCCAUACACCAAACAAUAUUGACAUAAAACUAAUCUUAUAGCGAAUAAUUAUAGUUUUUACAAGCAGACAUCAAUGCGUAAUAUGUAUAAAUGUUGGAUGAAAUGGAUAAAUAAACAUUUAAUAUCACUUUUACCUUUAAUUAUAGACUCUUGCAGGCAAAGAUGGUGUAAACCAGGGGUGUCAAACUCAUUUUAGAUCGGGGGCCACAUGGAGAAAAAUCUACUCCCAAGUGGACCGGAGUGGUAAAAUCACGGCACAAUAACUUAAAAAUAAAGACAACUUGAAAUUGUUUUCUUUGCUUAAAAAUAGAACAAGCACAUUCUGAAAUUGUACAAAUCACAAUUUAUUAUUAUUUUUUUUUAUAAUUACUUGUUGCGGUUAAUAGUAUAUAUACUUUAUUUGUCGUUAUUUAUAUUUUCUGAAUACGUUAUGUGAUAAUGUUCGUCAGUCAACUCAUUGGUGUUCAUUAUCAAUCUCUCAAGAUAAAACAAAAAACAGGAUGAUAUUUAUGUAGUUUGAUCAUUUUCCUCGACUGGUGCACUAACAUCAUAUUCUUUAUUUUGUACAUUUGUAGCGUCAUCUACAAAGAUACAAAGACUUGCAAUUGUGACAUCCAGUGGCCACAUUUAGAACAGCAGUUUCUUUCAUUCAAAAAUUUCAGGUCAAUUACAUUUUUGAGAAUGAGAAUCAGCACCUCCAAGUCCGAGUCCUGAGUUCUCGCCCGGAAAAGGGUGGAAUGCCAUCUCUGGGUUGGGCAGGAGACCCUGCCCCAAGUGGAGGAGUUCAAGUACCUAGGAGUCUUGUUCACGAGUGAGGGAAGAGUGGAUCGUGAGAUCGACAGGCGGAUCGGUGCGGCGUCUUCAGUUAUGCGGACGUUGUACCGAUCCGUUGUGGUGAAGAAGGAGCUGAGCUGGAAGGCAAAGCUCUCAAUUUACCGGUCGAUCUACGUUCCCAUCCUCAGCUAUGGUCAUGAGCUUUGGGUCAUGAGCGAAAGGAUAAGAUCACGGGUACAAGCGGCCGAAAUGAGUUUCCUUCGCCGUGUGGCGGUGCUCUCACUUAGAGAUAGGGUGAGAAGCUCUGUCAUCCGGGAGGAACUAAAAGUAAAGCCGCUGCUCCUUCACAUCGAGAGGAGCCAGAUGAUUGGUUCGGGCAUCUGGUCAGGAUGCCACCCGAACGCCUCUCUAGGGAGGUGUUUAGGGCACGUCCAACUGGUAGGAGGCCACGGGGAAGACCCAGGACACGUUGGGAAGACUAUGUCUCCCGGCUGGCCUGGGAACGCCUCGGGAUCCCCCGGGAAGAGCUAGCCAAAGUGGCUGGGGAGAGGGAAGUCUGGAUUUCCCUGCUUAGGCUGUUGCACCCGCGACCCGACCUCAGAUAAGCGGAAGAAGAUGGAUACAUUUUUAAUUUAUACUUGUUCACUGGCCUGAUCCGGCCCGUCGGGCCGUACGUUUGACACUCCCGGCAUAAACAGUACUUGAGAAGCUCAUUUUACAAAUUUAAUUGGCUCUUAAACAGGGUUUGUAAUUAGAAAAAAUUGUAUAUUGAAGCAAAUGGUCCAUAUGAUUCAAUUUAAACAUGAAUAAUAGGUUCCAGCUUUGACAAAAGUCCAUAUUUUUUCCAAAGUUUGUACCCUUUGAACAAAAUAUAAAGUGUAAUACAGUACUGUAUAGCAAACACACAUAACAAGGGAGUGAUGGAUCAGCCUUCGAUUUAAUAACAAAGUCAAAACAACUCAAUGGAUGUUGUCAUUCAUCCAGGUCAUUGUAUUCCCAGCGCAUUUAAUCGAUCGCAACUCGACUCUUCCGUUUGUCUCAGAAAACGUUUCGCCUAAAGACUGUGGAUAAUGAAGCCUAUGGAUGAGAGGCGAAACGUCUCUUAUGACAAACUGAACAGUCCAGCUUCAACCGAAUCAACAUCCCGAGAAAGUCAAAACAGCAACAACGAGUUGAGCUCUCCUGUCCAAAGGCAAAACCCAGUAACUCAAUUUUGGUCAAAACUGAGCUGAUAAUAAUUUUUGAGUUCAUAGGUGAUAUGCUUUACAUUAGUGUAUGCGAUAUUGUAAUUUGUUGUUAAAUGUAUUGUUCUUGAUUCUUCCCCUUGCAUACUCUUUUGGGCAGAUAACUGUGGAGGUCAAAAUAAAAACUGGACGCUGUACACGGCUCUUGCCCAAUGUGCAAACGCAGAAUGGGGCCCACCCGAGAUUGUGAUAAAAUAUCUGGAGAAAGGGCGCACGUUCAUGAGAGCCGAUUCAAUCCAUGGCUCAAUCGGCAAGAAAAUGAAAGCUCAAGAAAACAUCUAUAUGUUUGAUGACUUUGUAGAUCUUUGUAAGACGGCAGGGCUUCACGGUGGCAGAGGGGUUAGUGCAUCUGCCUCACAAUACGAAGGUCCUGCAGUCCUGGGUUCAAAUCCAGGCUCGGGAUCUUUCUGUGUGGAGUUUGCAUGUCCUCCCUGUGAAUGUGUGGGUUCCCUCCGGGUACUCCGGCUUCCUCCCACUUCCAAAGACAUGCACCUGGGGAUAGGUUGAUUGGCAACACUAAAUUGGCCCUAGUGUGUGAAUGUGAGUGUGAGAGUUGUCUGUUUAUCUGUGUUGGCCCUACGACGAGGUGGCGACUUGUCCAGGGUGUACCCCGCCUUCCGCCCGAUUGUAGCUGAGAUAGGCGCCAGCGCCCCCCGCGACCCCAAAAGGGAAUAAGCGUUAGAAAAUGGAUGGAUGGAUGUAAGAUGGCAUCAAGAUAGAUUGGUUUUCCUUUGUUUUGUGAAAAUCAGCUAGAAGUGAGUUACUAGGUUUUGCCUUUGGACGGGAGAGCUGUCCUCCACAAAAUAGCUUGUUUGUACAAUAAGGGGUUCAUAAAUCGAGGUUCCACUGUAGUAAGAGAGGGGUUAAGCCAUGUGGAUGCUGCAAGUUCUUACAUUUAUUAGUGUUUCUCACCUUUUUAUCAAAGUGCUGGCACUCGCAACUGUCUUUGGCCCUAUGGUAGAUUAUUUAAAAAAAAAAAAAAAAACACGUGGGCAUUUGUUUCUGUGGACUAGUUUGUUUCAGUAUGAUGAUUCCUCCUAAGAACCAACAUUUGUUGCAGUGGACAUUUGUUUUUGGGUAGAUUCAUUUUGUCAGCGUUAAACAUUUCAGGAAAAAACAACAACAACCCUGCUGUACAAAACAAAAACGUCCACUGCAGAAGACGCUGAAUGGUCCUCGGAGGGUUAUAAAAAAACAGAGCAAAAUUUCAGCAAAAAAUGUUGAAAAUCAAAUGAUACAAAAAUGAAGGUACCACUGUAUGUUGUUGCUAUGUCAAUAAAACAUGAAGCAAAUUGAUGUUUUUAUAGAAAAUAGAUAACUAUUCAGUAAAAUACUUGAAGAUGUUCCAUAUGGGCAAAUAGUGGUAAUAGAUUUAUUAGGUGUAAUUAUUGGCCUAAUGUCUGCAACAAUCAGAGUAUUCUUGAUUACAACGAUCGAGACGAUGCACCCCACCUUAGAAUUACGAAGACCAUUCAUUCAUCAGCACUUCUCGAUAUAAACGUGUGCGAAUGCGUACCAAUGCAUGGAACUUUGUGGUGCAGCCUCUUUCUUUGGAGUCGGCGUGUCUUUGUCUCAGAAACUGUUACUGAUGUUUCCAUUUCUUUGCACAACUAACCAAAGGUGAAGAGCAAACAUGGCUUUGGGCGGAAAGUUCCAUUUUCUAAGAGAGCACACGCAGACCGUGGGCCUCGAGGUUGCAGUCUGGACCAAACUUCUCUCUGUACUGUACAAAGCAAUAAAUCCAUAGUAACAGUUUUGGUCCAACCCAACAUUUUCAUCAUGUAACAGUUUUUUAUGCAUUUGUUCUAACUUAGUGUUUUUGUGAUAAUGUAUGAAAUGAUGCUAUAAUAAUCUAUAAUAUAUCAUACGAUAUUUAGUCCAAUGCAAACAUCGUAAGAGUUUGUGAUGGGGCUGCUCACCAGAUGAGAAUGAUAAGCGGGGCUCCGCGAACAACGGGCGCUCCUCUUCGUGUUUUUAUUAACUUGUCCCUUCUCUCUAUCAGUUUUUUGUUGCAUUUGAUCAAUGUUGUUCAUCAAUUGCCUGGACUCCUUCCCGUUCUGAACCACAUGUACCUCCUCCGUCCCCUUUUCCCUUGUGUACCUCCUGAUUGCAUCGUCUGAACAGUCAGUGCCGUUUAAAGACGAUAACUGAUUCUGUAUUUUGCACCGAGAAAAAAAAAGAAAAAAAAGAAAAAGACAAACGUGCAACUUAAAGUAGUUCAACUUUCCUGUUUUUGUGCCUCUGAAGUUAAAGUGUAAUUAUAUGCCUUCUGUUGCUCUGUAAACUGAGAGGUUUGUUGGUGUCAAAAAGAAAAUACAUCUUUUUAAAAAAAAAAAAACACUCAAUCAAA
Molecule: messenger RNA, 7585 nt
Organism: Nerophis ophidion (straightnose pipefish)
Lineage: Eukaryota; Metazoa; Chordata; Actinopteri; Syngnathiformes; Syngnathidae
Gene: slc17a6b
Product: solute carrier family 17 member 6b
Exons: 12
Coding region: 530-2275 (581 amino acids)
Biological process (GO): neurotransmitter loading into synaptic vesicle; transmembrane transport; regulation of synapse structure or activity
Cellular component (GO): synaptic vesicle membrane; excitatory synapse
Molecular function (GO): L-glutamate transmembrane transporter activity; neurotransmitter transmembrane transporter activity
Source: RefSeq, a predicted model, not a curated record